UAAUGUUGGUGGACCCUGAGGGCGCUCUGGUAUCUAUCGACCCCACCAUGCCCACCAACUCGCCCAAUUCCUUAUAUAAAGUUGUUCCCCUCUCCACCGGUCAGCUGGGAGAGAAAGAAGACAUGUUUCAGAACGUGUUAUCGCAGGUGGCGGAGCAGUUCAGCAGGGCCUUCAAGAUCAAUGAACUGAAAACUGAAGUGACCAAUAGGCUGGCUAUGUUGGAGAAGCGAGUGGAGCUGGAGGGCCUGAAGGUUGUAGAGAUUGAAAAGUGCAAGAACGACUUGAAGAAGCUGAGAGAUGAGAUGACUUCCAGAGGAGGGGGAAGAGUGAAUUGCCCGUGUAAGUACAACUUCUCGGACGAUGGAAAGAAAUUAACUCCACGACGUGAUGUGCCCAGCUAUCCAAAGUACACACUCUCUCAGGAGACGAUUGAAGCUCUGAAGAAGCCUACUUUUGAUGUCUGGCACUGGGAGCAUAAUGAGAUGCUCAGUUGCUUGGAAUAUAUGUACCAUGAUUUAGGCUUGGUGAAGGAGUUCAACAUGAACCCCAUUACUCUCAAACGCUGGCUGCUUGCUAUUCAAGAGAAUUACCGUAGCAACCCUUUCCAUAACUUCCGUCAUUGCUUCUGUGUGAGCCAGAUGAUGUAUGGCAUGAUUCACCUCUGCAACCUUCAGGAAAAACUCACACUGACGGACUUGGGCAUUUUAAUGACUGCUGCAGUAUGUCAUGACUUGGACCAUCCUGGCUACAAUAACACGUAUCAGAUAAAUGCACGCACCGAGCUAGCCGUACGUUACAAUGACAUCUCUCCUCUGGAGAACCACCACUGUGCCGUGGCCUUUCAGAUCCUGGCUUUGCCCGAGUGCAACAUUUUUGCUAACGUGGACUCUGAGGCUUUUAAACAGAUCCGUCAGGCAAUCAUCACACUGAUUUUAGCUACUGAUAUGGCCAGGCAUGGAGAGAUCCUGGACUCUUUCAAGCACAAAGUGGACAAUUUUGACUUCACCAAUGAGGAACAUGUAACCUGUCUGAAGAUGGUCCUGAUCAAAUGCUGUGACAUUUCCAAUGAAGUCAGGCCCACAGAAGUUGCAGAGCCAUGGGUAGACUGUCUGCUGGAGGAAUAUUUCAUGCAGAGUGACAGAGAGAAGUCUGAGGGUCUACCCGUCGCUCCGUUUAUGGACCGAGACAAAGUGACCAAACCCACAGCUCAGAUUGGAUUUAUUAAAUUUGUCCUCAUCCCCAUGUUUGAAACAGUCAUGAAGCUGUUCCCGCAGAUCGAGGAGAUCAUGGUACAACCUUUGAGAGACUCCCGAGAUCAUUAUGAGGAGCUCAAGCAGAUCGAUGAUGCCAUGACUGAGGGAUCUUGUUUUCUGGCCCGCUUACACAGAGCGCCGGUAUAAGAUUUUAAUAAGAUGCUCCAUUCAUCGGUCUUCCCUGAAGCUGAAGUGGUGUUCAAGAUGGUUUCUCCCUGUGCUGAAUCCAAAGAGACAUCUGACCGACUCAGGCGUGUGGAACCAGGACAAGGGUUCUCUCAACAUAGCUGCAAACAGAUAGACUAGUAGCCUUUUGGUCUGCUAGGUUUUUCCUCUUCUUCCAUUUUUUUGUGAGGUCUUAAGCUUUUUAGUAUUGCAGUGUUGCACUGGGACAUCUGUUAGAGGUUACAAAUUAAAUUUAUUAUAUUGUAUGAUUUCAUUAGAGAUUAAUGUUUUAAACGAGGCCAGACUGAAGGCACAAUCAAGGCUACAGCUUAAUGUACACCUAUUGAAAAGUGCUUCUUAAUAGCUGCGAAAUUGAUAAUAUAAUGCUUAAUGUACUAAUUCCUAGAAGCUGUGGAGCAGUGUAAUAACACCUAACAAGAUGUCUGAAUUUCCUAGUUUUACUAGUGAUUACAGAAUAGAAUCCAUAACGGUGUUGCAUAUAAAUGAUCACUGAGCGUGAGAAUAAAAAAAAAAAAUCAACAAAAAGGCAUUGAGUGAUGCACUCAUUAUAAUUAUAUGGGUUUGCAAUGGAAGAUUUAUGUUUAGAUUGUACUGCAUUUGUUUUAAAUCCAAAAUAAUAAUCUGUAUUUAACCUCCUACGACCUGCGUGGACAUACGUGGACAUCACUGCAUCUAAAAAGCUCAGGUCUUAGGAGGUUAAAACAUGCUUACUGUUUUCUUUCAUUACUUACUGUCAUACUGAUUUUUUUUAGUUGACUCCUACUUGAUAGCACAAUAAAGUCUCACUAAUGAGUCUUUCCUUCAGUUCUACUUGAAAAAGGCUGUGCUUUUGUUCAUAUACUGACGUAUGAGUAUACUACUGUAUGUUCCAGAAGAAGACCCUGCAUUCACUUUGCCUUGGUCUAACACCAGACAAACACACGUGGCCUCUUCAGUGUUGGCCCUUACCCCUCAGAACUAAAUCUCUAGAUUCCUGCUAAUAACCUAUAAGAUACCCAAACUUCAUUCAGGCUGAAAUUAUUCAUGCGUUUAUUUAUUCAUCAUGGCCCAAAGUUGAUCUCACCCAAUUUCUCCUGUCUCUAUUGAUCAUACCCGCUUAAAUAGCCACUAAUUUGAGUGCAGUCAUUUAAAAACUUCACAGUAAUAUACCAAUUAAAUUUCCUUAUAAGUACAUAUACAUUGAAUGGCCAAAACAUUAAAACCACCUGCCUAAUAUUGUGUAGGUGUUUUCUGGCAUAAGACAAGGGUCAGCAUGGUUAAUCUAAUUGGUUUGCAACACAUGCAGCCUCAUUUGCAGCGUGGGUUCUGAAAACUCUCUGUCAUUGCCAGCAUUAUAUCAGACCAUAUAUUCUAGCUUUCACUCCUCAAGCAUAUCAGGAAACCUUAGGUGCCCAUGAAUCUGUCAUUGGUUCACCGGUUGUCCUUUGUUGGACCACUUCUGUUUCUACACUCUUCAUACCAGGAACACUGCUCAGAUCCUUUUGCUUGCCACUUUCAUCCCAUCAACAUCAAGAACUGACUUUUCAAUGUAAUGAGAUGUUCAAUGUUAUU
Messenger RNA from Tachysurus vachellii, 2990 nucleotides. It is a transcript of the gene pde9ac, whose product is annotated as phosphodiesterase 9ac. The coding region runs from base 3 to 1400 and encodes 465 amino acids. Lineage: Eukaryota; Metazoa; Chordata; Actinopteri; Siluriformes; Bagridae. Gene Ontology annotation, molecular function: 3',5'-cyclic-GMP phosphodiesterase activity. Gene Ontology annotation, biological process: cGMP catabolic process. The transcript is spliced from 16 exons. The record is from RefSeq and is a predicted model, not a curated record.